CGGUCGCGUGUUUCGUUGUGCAUCGUCAAGCAGAGGAAAAAAUCAGUGAUUCAGGAGUCUAAUCGGAGUGCAAGAAUUGCGUUCGAUUUGUUAUGGAUUCAAGUCCCAGUGAAGAGUAGAUUUUUUGUUCGUUCAGUUCGAUUGUCCGUACGUCUUUGGUGCGUGCGUUUGCUAGCCGUGAAAGUGAGUGACGUGCAAAUCUCCGCUCUCACAAAGUCCCGACCGACGAGUACGCUCGUUCCGAUGGUCAAUGAAUUGUUCUCUCCGUGUGUGUAUUGUUGUUGUGUAAUGAUUAUGAUUAUUUCGGUUUUUGUACUAUCGAUCAAUUGAAUUGGCACAGACCCGGUUCGCGGAAGGGGUAUAGAGUGCCGAAAGGUACAUAACAAUAGAGAGCGAGACAGUGCAGUCGCUACCCGCAGACGAGAGUGAGUGAGUGAGCGUGGAGCUAAACAAAAGAAAAACUACUAACAAUAGAACCCGGCCACUAGUAGUGGAAAUCUAAAGGGGGUGAAGGUUUCAAUUAACAAAGAAGCGAUUGUUCGAAUUAAAGUUACAACUUUAAAGCAAAAGUCAGUGUCAGUGGCCUCGGUGCAUCUAGAAAAUUGAAUGAAUUAUGCAAGAGGAGAGUAAACAAAAAUGAUGAUGGUUCGUGGGCGAAGAAAACCAUGCUAAAUGUUUUGUGAAUUUUGUCUGUGUUUGGAUGUAUUGUUUUCCGCGUUGGAAACAGGAAGACUAGUUUCGUUUUGUGGUGCCACAGGCUUAAAGGAUUAAAUCCAAGUGUGAGUGUUUUAAUAGAAGACCUUCAAACUGUUUACGUACAGGCAAAGCACCGCCGACGAAAUGCUGACCAUGGAGUCCGACAUGAAAGGCGGUAUACUACACGCCACCAUGCCGCCGCAUCAUGCGUCAUCAUUGCACGGCCAUUCGACGUCACCGUACGGUGCGUUGGGAUCGCUGAGUAUGAUGAACAUUGGCCAAUCGCAGCUGGGCCACCAGUCGCAGCAUCUCGGUCAUCAGCAGCAUUUGACUCAUAGCAACAAUGGCAGCUCGUACGGUCAAAGUCAUAACAAUCCUCACGGCUCUCCGUUGCAACCGGGAUCGGGGCUAAGUCCUAACGGACCAAAUCAAGGUUCCCAACAGCAGACGCCGCCGCAGACGGGACUUGUUAAUCAUCAUAUUACCUCGAGUGGUCAAACGCACGGGCACACCCAUUUAGGAUCGGGUGGAGCUGUGAAUCACAACAAUAACAACACCAGUAAGGCGGCCCAACAGAACGCCGAUCGUGUAAAGCGGCCGAUGAAUGCCUUCAUGGUGUGGUCCCGUGGACAGCGUAGAAAGAUGGCAUCGGACAAUCCGAAAAUGCAUAAUUCGGAAAUUUCUAAACGACUGGGAGCUCAGUGGAAGGAUCUUUCGGAAACGGAGAAGCGCCCAUUUAUAGAUGAAGCGAAACGACUGCGGGCGGUCCAUAUGAAGGAACAUCCCGACUACAAGUACCGUCCCCGUCGGAAGACGAAGACGUUGACCAAGACCAAGGAAAAGUAUCCACUUGGAGUGGGUUCACUUUUGCAAUCCAGUGAAGGAAACUCCAUCCGAAAUACGAGUUCAAUGUCAGCCGCCCAGCAAGCAGCAGCAGCGGCAGCUGCAAAUCGUGAUAUGUACCAGAUGCCUCCAAAUGGUUACAUGCCCAAUGGGUAUAUGAUGCACGAUGCGUCUGCAGCAGCUUACCAAUCACAACAGCACUACAUGAGCAAUUAUCACCGGUACGAUAUGGGCCAGAUGCACAAUGCGGCUUCGACGGGUUCCCUUAACUCGUACAUGAACGCAACUGGUUACGGUAUGUACGGAACCGUUUCCGGAGGCCAAACGUCUCCUUACGGCCUUCAGCAGCCCGGAUCACCUUACAGUACAAUCCAGCAGCAGCCAGGAUCACCGUACGGUCUAAAUCAACCUGGCAGUCAACUUUCCUGCCAAAGCCAUAGUCCCAGCGAUUCCAGCGUGAAGUCCGAACCCGUCUCGCCUAGUCCCACAUCCACCAACAAUAAUCUCAUAAUGAAACGAGAGUACGGCCAACCCGGCGGGCCGGAUCUUAGCCAUCUGAUCAACAUGUACCAUGUGCCAGAUAUGCAAAGUACGGAGCACCAGCGGAACCUUAUGCAGCACUACCAGCACAGUGCAUCGCCAGAUUUGCAAUCCCAGCAACAGCAAGUUCUUCGGACAAUGGCUCCGAUCUCGCACAUGUGAGAUUUGGCCAGUUCCGUUGGCCUUCAAACUACGUCCUCAUCUUCACCGGCGGCGUUGGCACCGCCUUUAUCGCCGGUGCUGAACACCGGAACCGGUCCACCAUUAUUCCACGGCCAUCCGCCUCCACCGCAAUCGUCCUCGUCCUCGUCUUCAUCGCCACUGUCAGCCUACCGACAUCACCACCAUCACCUCCAUCACCAUCAUCUUAGCAAUGGUGGCGGAAUUGGCGGUGGCACUGGAACCAGCUGUAGCAGUCUUAGCCUUGGCCAUAACCUCAACGCUACGUCAGCAUCGCCGCCGGGAGUCGAUGUCAGUGGUGGCGGCAGCAGCAACAGUAGUCUAGGACAUCAACUUCAUCACAUCAGCAACUGUGUUAGUACCGAUAGAGCUAAUCAUCUAAUGGACAUAUCGCCCCUCUAAUCUUCACUUUAUUACUCUUUUAUCAUUUAAUCUAACUUCUGGCCAUUCAAAUGUUUCCUUUCACGAUUCGAUAGCAUUCGCGAUGUUGGCGGAUGUGUUGUUAAGUUUGAAAAUUUCCCAUUUCGUAUCCCGUAUCAAGUGCGCCCGUUAACAUUUCGAUGGCCCCCGUCAUUCGAACGUGGCGAGAGCAAUCCAAGAGAAGAAAACCACUGUGUGAUAUUAAUGCUUUUCGAAGUACACGAUUAUUUCCCUAUAUUUCUGGAUUUCUUUAUUUAGCAAUUACUAGAAGAAGUUGAGCUAUUAUUUUUAUUCCUUUUUAGUUUCUAAAUUGAUAUAUCUUUUAAGCGUCGUUGUUAAUAAUUUCUUUUUUCUUUGCUGAAAAAAAUAAAGGCAUACAAUAAAAGAACUGAAACAAAGCUACAGAAAUUUAGCGUAAUGUUAAACCAAUCAUUCAUCUCUAUGUACAUAUAUAAUUUCAAGUCCACUAGCCAGAAAAAAGGGCCAAGUUCUAGUUUGUUUUGUUGGUAUGCUGCCAUAAGCAAGGUCAGAAAUCGCCAAAUUGCCAUAGUUAGAUCGAACAAUCGAGGUAGUGCUGCAAGUUAUUUUUUGUAAAAGCGGAAACUCACGGUUUUCUAGCGUCAAAAACAGGCGAACAAUACGUUUCAGGUAUUAAAAUGGCAGGACAUAAACGCUUACAUUCGUAUCGAAGUUAUACCUACUUGAAAAUGUUGCUGGAUCAACAGACGACGAACGGCCAUGGUGGUUGGAUGAAGUUGUCAGCAGCCUUAGGAAAAAUGCGAGCAAAUGCGUGAAAUAAGUUCUGAAAAUGACCAAGCAGGAAAAUUAUCAUCUUGAAAAAAUCAGCCAGCAGCUGACAGGUAAAUUGAAUUAAUUGCUAUUUGUUUAGCUGAAUUUUCUCGAUUUGACUUCGCAAUGUUGUUGGAACAAAACCUGCACCGGCCAUUGUACACUCAUCAGACCUGCGUCAGAGUGCAGGGCAGGACCCUGCUUGCUACCACCGAAGGUGCUUUCUGAUAAGUGUAGGGAUUUUUUUUUGAAAAUCAUUCAAAAUAAUUUGGGCCUCGAGUGGUGAAACUUUUUUCGAUUUUUGUUUAGCCACUCGACCGGAUGAGUUCGGACAGUUCAGGACGGUGGUUGUCGGUUCUAGUGCGAGCUCGAUAAAGUGAAUGACAACGGUUACAAGAUACAGGCUGCAGCCGUUGUUGGUGACCGGAAUAUCAACUUCUCGAGUAUUAUUUCGUUGAAAACGAUUUUCCAGCGUUUAAUAAUUAAUUAGUGUGAAAAAGGAAUAGGAGCAGAAUGUGCGGCUGGUCCGCAAUGAAAUGGUUUAUUUCUCAAAAGGUGGUCAGCGAUUUUUGGGCGCAGAAGUUCAGAAGUGUGAGGGUCGUAAUGAUUUCGUUAUAACUAUGAGUUGUGGGUUUUAUUUUUUGACUUAUGCGCGAGUGGCAGGCUAAGCUUCCGUAAUUGGUCGUUCCCUUCGAAAUGUGCAAUGGCAGGCAGGUCUAAAGCUGAUUUUAAUUAAAAAUCUCAUGGCAGAGAUGAUGCGGAGACUUCAGUUGGAGACAACAAAACUUUGAUUGGUGGAAAAGCAUUGAAGAGUAUUUUUUCCAUAUGAGUGAAGGAGAAAAAAAAUAUAUAUCGAAACAACAGGGGAUCGAAUCGAGUGAUUUGGAUUCGAUCCUAAAUUUUACGAGUGACAAUUUUAUGAGCCCAUUAACGGCACCUCACUCGAUCGGGCCUUGAGCGUUGA
Molecule: messenger RNA, 4432 nt
Organism: Sabethes cyaneus
Lineage: Eukaryota; Metazoa; Arthropoda; Insecta; Diptera; Culicidae
Gene: SoxN
Product: transcription factor Sox-19a
Exons: 1
Coding region: 841-2241 (466 amino acids)
Biological process (GO): regulation of DNA-templated transcription; cell differentiation; anatomical structure morphogenesis
Molecular function (GO): RNA polymerase II cis-regulatory region sequence-specific DNA binding; DNA-binding transcription factor activity, RNA polymerase II-specific
Source: RefSeq, a predicted model, not a curated record